AUGGUGUUUAAGACACUCCAUCUAGCACGCCAGAGUCUCGCAAAGACCUUCACCCACGGUUACGCUCAAUCCGUCGUCGCGGCCUCGCAGUCCUCAUACGCUUCCCAGAACCACUCCUUUGGCAACUUUGCCAGCAGAUUCAAGUCUGGUCCUGCCCAGAACUACCCUGCCACCAAUCAGCACGGCGUCAAGGUCUCGCACCAUGAUCACAACGACUCUGGUCUAGCCGCAUACUAUGCCGCGUGGCAGAAGCACAAUGACAAAGAGUGGUCGCAGUUUCAAUUCACAAAGAGGAUAGAAUGGAAGCCAGAACCGCCCUCGUCCAAGGCCAAGGCCACUGCUGUUGAAGAUGUCGACGAUAUCGAUCCCGAAGAUGUUGCUGUCAGAAGCGGUGUAAAUCGUGCGUACAGUACAAGUGCUGUCGAUGACUUCAGGAAGGUGGUUGGUGAUGAUGGCGCAGAGGCUGCCGCUCUCGCUCGGGUUGAUGAAGCAAUUGCGGAAGAGGUGGCCAGAUCGAAGGACGAUUCCAUCUCUGUCGCGUCUCCCAAGUCCCCUGGAAGUGUUCAAGAAAGCACGUCGGAUCGCUCGGCAUCUCCCGCAUCAAUCUCUACUGCCCCCUCUUCCACUUCAUCCGAGGCCGAACAAUUCGUCCAACACCUGGUGCAACUCGCCGAGAACAAGCAGUAUGCAGAGAUUUCCGUCGUGUUUGAGGCCAUGCUGAAGGCUGGCAUCAAACCACCGUCCUCGGCCUACAACAUCCUCCUCACCGCUACCAUCAACACCCCAAGGGCCAAGCAUCAGGUUGUGCCCAAGGCCCUCGAUGUCUACUCGGACAUGCUCCGUCGUCGCGUUACCCCAGACUCGUCUACAUACGCCACCUUGAUUGAAGUGCUUUCCGUCCGGUCGCUCGAUGUGGUUGCUGGCAAGCAAGCGCUCGAGGAGAAGCGCGCCCGCUACGGCGGAAUGGAUGAGCCGGGAAAAUUCAUGUUUGAAUCAAACGAGGCUGAUUUCGAGAUCCUUCGCGAAGACGACUCUGUCGGUAUGGCUGUCAAGGUUUUCGAUGCUGCAACGUCGUCCAAGGCAAAACUUGCAUUCUCGGAGCGAACUUACCGCAUGUUGGUCAUUGCCUGCGCCGAAGCCGGCCACAUGGAACACAUGGUUCGCGUCUUCGCACAUAUGGAGAACCACAAUGUCUUGCCCAGUCCUGACAUGUUUGUGUCCAUGAUCCAGGCGUUUGGCAAGUCCGGCGAUCUUCGCAGUGCUGUAGAGUGUUACGACGAGUACAAGAACCUCGCCAUAUCACAUGACAGCGGGAAGAUCUCCAUCUCCCGAAAAGACAACGAAGUAUACGCGUCUCUCAUCAAGGCGUACAGCAUCUGCGACAGGCUCGAAGGUGCCUCCGAAUUCAUGGACAAGAUUGAAGCCAGUCUCGUUCAGGAUGAGCAACUUGUGCGCCUACGCGAUGUAGUCGGCUUGAAGGCGCUUGUCCCACAAUGGCUCAAGGUUGGCUCAUUCGAGCAUGCCAUGACCUGGUCCACUCAAUACCUCAGCCCACAGGCUCGUGUCACGGCAUUCGCUGCAAUUUGUAUUCGUGCUGCGGAUGUGGACAACAUCGACGCUGCAAACAAGGCCUUUGAUGCCCUUCCGGAGGAUGUGGAUCUCAGCGGUCCCGCUAUGGCUAUGGGUGCAAUGAACAUCCGGGCUGGCAACGUCGAACAAUCGGACAGAUUUUGGAAGGUCCUUGAGGUCGCCAGCACCAAGCCACAGUUUAUCGAGGCGACUGCCAUGCAUGCGAUUGCAUUGAUCGGUAGUGGCCAGGCCGAACGCGGUCUGCGCCAGGCCAGGCAGAUGAUGGCCCGCAUUCGAGACUCGCAGUCUUCGACAAGCCAGUCCAAGAUUGACGUCGUCGAGCAGAUUGACGAAGCCAUUGAGGUCUUGGGCCACUUCAUGAUCAAGCGUGGCAUCGUACUUCCUGCGAAGGCCAGUAUGGAGCUCAUGUGGUCCAUGAUUGAAAACGGAGGCCUUGUCGCUCCCGUUGCCGGCCACCUGCUCGCUGGUCUUGGACCUGAGGGCGUCGCUCAACUUGGCUGGGACGAUCUCUCCCUCCUUGUACAGGUGCAGGCCGGUAUGCUUCUGAACUCUUCGACCAUGGACAUUGCGAACUCUGCUCGCCUUGCUCAUCUCCUCGAGGUAGUCAUGAUGACUGGACUGCCUUGCGACAACGCGACCACUACCGUGGUAGAGAAAGCCCUGAUGAAGCUUGAUCGCCCUGACAUCUCUCAGCGAUGGCAGACAUACAGAUACCCUGUCGCUGUCCCUGCUUACAGUCCCGCACCUUACCCAAUCAUGGGUCAAGCCCCGCCAGCUCCCGUACCUGUCGCCCCGUAUGAAGACAAUCAUGACCCUUAUGCCGCCACUACCGACAACAAGGGCUCUGUCGCCAUCACGGACCUUCUUGAGAAGACGUACGGAGAGUAUUCCUCCCAUCUCAACGAGGCUCUCUCCAAGUUCAAGAACAUCCGACGAGCUGGCAGGCAUCCACGAUUCUUCACCUACGCAAAGUUGAUCACUGCCGCUGCCAAGGAGAAUCGGUUCAACCUUUGCCAAGACAUUCUCGCUCUCGCCAAACAAGAUGUCCCACUACUGCCCCAGUACCGCAUCGUCCGCUACGGAUGGGUCACCAUCCUAGAUGCAAUGGUCGCUGCCUCCCUCACGACCGGCCAACGCCAACUAGCUGCAAAAUACCAUCAAGACCUUCUCGACCUCGGCGCCGCCCCUUCUGCAAACACUUUUGGCCUAUACAUCACCACCCUCAAGGAAUCCACAAAGACGUUUGACGAGGCCACCGAGGCUGUCAAGAUUUUUCUGCGUGCAAAGUCCGAGGGUGUUGAGCCGUCCUCGUUCCUAUACAAUGCCUUGAUUGGCAAGCUCGGCAAGGCGCGACGUAUCGACGACUGCUUGUUCUACUUUGCCGAGAUGCGCAAUCUUGGUAUUCGUCCUACCAGUGUCACCUACGGGACGAUCGUCAAUGCUCUCUGCCGCGUCAGCGAUGAGAAGUUUGCGGAAGAACUCUUUGAGGAGAUGGAAAGCAUGCCCAACUACAAGCCCCGCCCGGCACCCUACCACAGUAUGAUGCAAUUCUUCCUGACAACCAAGCGUGAUCGCAGCAAGGUGUUGGCUUACUACGAGCGCAUGCGUGCCAAGCACAUUGAGCCAACCACACACACAUACAAGCUCCUCAUCGACACUUAUGCGACUCUCGAGCCUGUCAACAUGGACGCUGCCGAAGCCGUUCUCCGCGACAUUCGCAGCUCUGGUGUUGCCCCAGAGGCUGUACAUUACUCUUCUCUGAUCCACGCAAAAGGCUGCGUCCAGCAUGACAUGGAGGGCGCAAGGAAGCUCUUCGACGAGGUGCUCAACGAGACCGACAUCCGCCCUCAAGCAUGUCUUUAUCAAGCAUUGUUCGAGUCCAUGGCCGCCAACCACAAGAUCGCCGAGACUGACGCCAUCCUCCGUGGUAUGAUCUCUCACCGCGUGGAGAUGACUCCAUACAUUGCCAACUCUCUCAUCCAUGGCUGGGCUAUGGCCAAGGACAUUGAGAAGGCAAAGGCAAUCUACGACAUGGUGCCCGCUGACAAACGUGAGCCUAGCACCUACGAGGCCAUGACGCGUGCAUAUAUGGCCGUCGAGGACCGUACCAAUGCUGUCUCCAUCGUCAACGAGGGUCUGUCCCGCGGCUAUCCCGCUGCUGUUGCAGGAAAGAUCAUGGAGCUCGUUGGUGGCGGCCGGCCCGCUGGGUCCAUGACGGAGGCCUCUACCUAA
This is a messenger RNA of Pseudovirgaria hyperparasitica, 3822 nucleotides long. RefSeq lists its product as uncharacterized. Gene Ontology annotation, molecular function: protein binding. The record is from RefSeq and is a predicted model, not a curated record. NCBI's taxonomy places the organism in Eukaryota, Fungi, Ascomycota, Dothideomycetes, Acrospermales, Acrospermaceae. Bases 1 to 3822 code for a protein of 1273 amino acids. The transcript has a single exon.